Pyricularia grisea is the source of this 1122-nucleotide messenger RNA. RefSeq lists its product as uncharacterized. The record is from RefSeq and is a predicted model, not a curated record. NCBI's taxonomy places the organism in Eukaryota, Fungi, Ascomycota, Sordariomycetes, Magnaporthales, Pyriculariaceae. The transcript has 2 exons. The coding region runs from base 1 to 1122 and encodes 373 amino acids.
AUGUCUAUGCUGGAAAGGGUGCAAGCCGAGCUUUGGUCGGCCGAGGAUGAGCAGAAGUUGAUCAAGGAGUGCCCAAACUUCGAGACCAGCCAGAAUGAGGACGAGCUCGAGGCCUGGAGACUGUUGAGCUACUUCUACGACGAUGCCAUACUUUCUGAUCUCUUCACCUACGGACUCAGGAUCGGCAGGCUCACAGCGACCAAGGGCAAAUUUAGCUUCUACCACGCUCUGUGCCAGGUUCUCGUGUACCCGCCCUUCACAGGCAGCCUGGACACCUUGCGGUUUGUCCUUCAGAUGAUUGUUUAUAUCAAGAUCGACGGCCACACCCGGCCAUUCGGCCCCGUCUCCCCACAUCCAAUGGCCAUGGAGACCUUCCACAACUUGCGAGCAAAAUAUAGUGGCAAAAGCCGAGACGACGGAACUCGAGAGGAUGAGGGCGCGGUGGCCCUUGCUCUCUGGAAAGACACCAACCCAACCAGUGACGACCACAUUUGCAACGUCCUCGCCAACCUGCACUUGGAAAUCGACCGCUGGAAGGAUAGUCAGCUCCGCACCCCCGUGUACUCCCAAAUCGAGCAGCAAGUUUUCGUGGUCGACACGGACGACCUCGUGCUUUUGGUCGCAGCCAUCCAGAAAACGUCGUCCAUGGAGUGCAACGUCUUGCUAGAUAAUGCGAGAGUCGUCCUGCCAGACGGCACGAACCCCUUCAGCUUUGGCCAUCUCGAGACCAUCAAGAACCAAUUUGCUGUGGAAAACGAGCGCAAAUAUCGCCUACGCAAGAAGCUACUCGUGGAGAGAGGCGAGGCGGCGGGACGCGACCUUCACGUCUUUGACAUACCCGGCGGAGAUCCGGACCCGGUGUACAUCUAUGCCAAAGACAUCGAGCCUGGCGAGCUUCGAGUGCUGGCAGGAGAGGUCAUGCCGUAUCGUUACCCGGUCUGCAGUAAACAUUACAGUAAACGCUAUGUCGAUACUUUGGCGGAUGUGGGUGCAUCGAGGAGGAUCAGCACCACCACGGUCACUCACUUCAGGAGGCAUUCAAGGGCACAGAGCCCCGACUUUGUUCCACGCAUCAGCAAUAAUGUAGAGAACCCGAUCGAGAUACAAGAUGAUGAUGAGUGA